CUCACCAUUUCUAUUCUUCUAACAAAUUCGUCAGACAUGGCAUCGAUUACUUUUUGGCUACUCAUUUUGUUUCUUCGGAGAUCUGUGCAGAUGGUUAAACGUGAGAUCACUGAUGAUAACUGUGCUCAAGAUGCUGGCUUAAAUACAGUGAAAAUCUAACAAACAUGCCUAUUUUUUUUCACUGAUACUGAAUCAUACGAAUAUACGAUUUUGUUUGGAAAACAUCCUACGCACAUGCAGAUCACAUGGAGAAUAACGAUGAUGACCCUCUCUCCUCUCCUGACAUUGAUAUCAAUAUUUUGUUUGGAUAAACAUGCACACUGCAGAAAAAUCUAAUUUUUCCCUUGAUAUGGAGAAUGACGUAGAUGAUGAUUACCGUCGUCGUCGUCCUCGUCCUGACAUUGGAUAUCAAUUUUGUUUGGAAAAACAUGCACACAUGCAGAAAAAUCUAAUUUUUCCCUUGAUAUGGAGAAUGACGUAGAUGAUGAUUACCGUCGUCGUCGUCGUCUUCUCCUGACAUUGGGUAUCAUGCAAUUCUGGAAUCCUACGAUUUUGUUUGAUCAUAACAUCCAUCUUACAUUUCUAUGCAGUUGAUAUGGAUGAUUUUUUCCUCAAAUAUCUGUAUAAAUUGCUAGUGUGUGUAGGCAGUCAGUAUCAGUUUCAAGUGAAAACUCAUCGAACUGCUACUCUAACUUACAAUGGCAACAACACCAACAACCAUAAUUGUGUUCACGGAAGAUCCAGUGAAUUUACCGAUAAAUGACCUCUUGUUGGUCAUAAAGGAAUUAUUUCAAUACGGUGUCAGAGAGAUCAAAGCCAGUGGUGACAAAAUAUUUGUCAAAUUGACCUACUCCCCAAGAGCAGCGACGUUAAAGCGGAAAUUCGGCUUGCUGCCUAUCAAAUAUCUUCGAACUAAAUUGGAUAAAGAUGCAGAAUUCCAAGUAUUAGAACGAAUAGUUAAAAAAUAUAGAUUUAAUUUAUUAGACGAGCAGUUAGAAGAUAUUAAUAGGCAGCAAGCGAUAAAGGAUCGACCAGGGACAAGUGGUGGUGGUGAUGGUGGUGGAAGUAUGCAGAAGAAGAGAAAAUUGUAUCUAGAGCCACCUGUCCUGCAACAUGUGGAAAGGAUGAGGAGAUGAGGAGGAGAAGGAGGAAGAGCAUGAGGAGCAGCCCAGGCAGAUGCAUACGGUUGGUGCAACACCAUCAUCAGCAGCAGCAUCAACCUCAACUGGUAGACGUGGUGGUGGUGGUGGUGGUGGUGAUAAUGAUGAUGAUGAUAUUGUUAUUGUCACAAAAUAUAUUUUGAAUAAAAAACUGAUUUCUUCACAACUAA
This is a messenger RNA of Acanthoscelides obtectus, 1330 nucleotides long. The record is from the annotation of a GenBank genome assembly. Lineage: Eukaryota; Metazoa; Arthropoda; Insecta; Coleoptera; Chrysomelidae.